CCUGUCCGCUCAUGAUACGUAGAAAUGGUUUCGCUGUGUCCCCAAAGUUGACGAAAGACGACACGGUAUUCAAUCAAGGUGCCAUCCUGGAGAUAGGUAUUGACGCCCUUUUCUACGGCUUUCACGCUGCACUAUUCGUCGCCGCCAUGGCUGCUUUGGCACGCCAGAAGCACCGCUCGCGUCUCGUCACAGCGGUCGUCAUCUCGCUCUUCAUCUCGUCGACAGUCGAAGUCGUUCUGGGCAACAUAUUCUAUCUCAUUCAAGCACCUCUGCUAUCUAUUUCAGAGCGAAUCGGCCGCAUAUUGCUUGCUUUGGAUGUUACUGUCCAGAUUUGCAUACGCUUUAACCUGCUCGUUUGCGACGCUAUCGUCGUAUGGCGAGCAUGGGCACUAUGGCAAGACAAUCGUGUCGCCAAGAUCAUCUUGUCGCUAUGCAUGGCCAGCAGUGUGGUCGGUGUUCUCGCGCACUUGAUCUGGUAUGCUUUGGCUUACUUGGACGACACGGCACCAAUAUUGAGCUUGCUGAUGGUCACGAUACCUCUGCUCCUCACAAACCUGGUUGCGACGAUUUUAGUAGGCCUUCAGGUUUGGUAUUACCGCCGCAACAUCAGAAGCGUUGCCAGCCCUUGGCGAAAGAAAACCCGAGUCGAAAAGGUUCUUGUCCUGCUUCUUGAGUCGGGCUUUGUAUAUAGCUUGCUUUGGAUCGUAAGCCUCGCUCUCGAAGUGGACGGAAGUUCAGAUGAAACACGCGCGGCGUACUACAUGGCAGCGAGCAACGCGUACCAGAGCUUCGCUGGAAUUUACCCCACCCUUAUUGUCAUCAUCGUCGCUGUGCAGCGUUCCACGACGGAAUCCCUCGUUUUGAGCACUCAGGUAUCGCACCCGAUGGAGUUCGCAAACACGAACGAGAGGACCGAAAACCCGACGAGCGGCGCGACCCUCAGAACAUCUGCUGGCGAGCGAGGUAGCGAAUAGACAUCACUUCACGUUUGGCGGCACUCUCGCUGGAAGGCGCUUGAGGGCCUCAGCAUUGCGGAUCGCCAUGAAACGCUCGGCCGCUGCCUCCCUAGCGAUGAGCAGGCAAACCUCACAUCGUAUGCGGUUCUUGGCUGCAAAGGGCUCGUAUAGUAGGUCGGACGAUUCAGUCAGCAUGUCAGAGAUUUCUCCUGCCAAUUGAACAUUGCCAUGAUUGCACUUCAACC
Molecule: messenger RNA, 1201 nt
Organism: Schizophyllum commune H4-8
Lineage: Eukaryota; Fungi; Basidiomycota; Agaricomycetes; Agaricales; Schizophyllaceae
Exons: 8
Coding region: 12-974 (320 amino acids)
Source: RefSeq, a predicted model, not a curated record